UCCAGAGACGGUCACACCGCCGUAGACAAGUGCAUAAACAUUUACUCCAGGUGACAAAAAGUAAAUAAAGGAAAAUUUCCACCGCAUCGCAAACAGACGGCGAAAAGCAUCAAGAAACCGCUUCACGAUGGCUUCAUUCUUCAACGUUGGCGCAUUGGGAAAUGUAUUCUCCACUCCAGUUGGCCAGCGCAUAGAGGCCGCCACCGAUGCCAAUUUGGCCUCGGAGAAUUGGGCCGCCAACAUGGAGAUCUGCGACAUGAUCAACGAAUCCUCGGACACCGCCCGUGAUGCCAUGCGCGCCAUUCGCAAAAGACUCUCCCAGAACGCCGGCAAGAACAACCAGGUGGUGAUGUACGCGCUGACCGUCCUGGAGACGUGCGUGAAGAACUGCGGCAAGGCCUUUCAUGUCCUGGUGGCCCAGAAGGACUUUAUCAACGAGUUGGUCAAGCUGAUCGGCCCCAAGAACGAUCCACCAGCUGCCAUGCAGGAGAAGGUUCUCAGCCUGAUACAGAUUUGGGCGGAUGCGUUUAAGAACCAGCCGGAUCUAAAUGGAGUCACCCAGAUGUAUAUGGAACUGAAAAACAAGGGCAUCGAGUUCCCAGCCAACGAUCUGGAUGCCAUGGCGCCUAUUUACACGCCACAGAGGAGUGUUCCCGAGUUGCCUACGCAGUUGAUGGCCGCCCAGCAGCACACAAUCUCGCCUCAACACAUGGCUGCCGCCGCCGCUGCCGCUGCUGCAGCCGCCGCUCCACCCAGCACAGGACCUUUGCAUUUGACUCCCGAACAGGCGGCCAAGCUGCGUUCCGAACUGGAAAUCGUUAGCAACAAUAUGUCCAUCCUGAGCGAAAUGCUUAGUGUGCUGAAGCCCGGCCAGGAGUCGCCCGACGACUAUGCCCUGCUCAACGAGCUCACCUCCACCUGCAAGGAGAUGCAGUCUCGCAUCGUGGAUCUGAUUGGACGUGUCCAGGACGACGAGCUCACCGCGGAGUUCCUACGCAUCAAUGACGAGCUGAAUAACGUGUUUUUGCGCCAUCAGCGGUACGAGAAGACUCGCUCACAGGGCCAGGGAGCCGCUGUUACCUCGCCCUCGGCGGUGCUGGGCGCUGCAAUGGGUCUGCCCGUGGUGGGAGCAGCUGGAGCAGGAGCCACCACAGUGGCCACCCUUCCACCUCCGCCCACAACUACUGCCGUGAGCAAUACGCCGCAAAGCGACCAGCUGCUGAUCGACCUAAUCGAAAGCAGCGAGGAGGCCCAACUGCCGCAAAGUCUGGGCCAGCUCAGUCUGGGUGGAGGAGCACCAGCACCCAUUGGGGUCCAGAGGGGAGCACGACCAACCGAUGAGUUCGAUAUCCUGGCCCAGUCGCGCACCGAUGGCAACCAUAAAUCGGAUAUGUUAAGGGACAUUCCAUCCGUGGACGCUGCUGCAGGAAGUGUGACGGCCACCGCCUCGCCUUAUAAACAGAGUCAACCACAGCGCUCAGCCGGCGAUCCGCCGGUGGUAAGUAAAUCGACGAAAGAGAAUGAGAUCGACGAGAUGGAGGCGUGGUUGGGCAGUUCACACAUCGAGGGCAUUGAGGAACUGACAAGCUCGGAGUUUGAGAAAUUCCUCGAAGAGCGCGCCGCUGCCGCCGAAAACCUUCCAACGAUCAAUGCAUCGAACUCCGCCGCAAGUGCCACGACAGGAUCUGGAUCCGUCGGAGUCGACAGCUUACGAAAGACACCAAAGAAACCGGGCGCCGAGGAGGAUCUGCUCGCCCUCUGAGUGAUCUCUGCCAGCACCAUCAUCGGCUCUAAUUGUUUACUCUUUCAAAUGUUAUACACACCCUAACAUAAUUACGCAUAACGUCUAUAUGAUAGCAGAUACAUAUUAACACUUUAUGUAAAAUGCUUUUAAUUUUUACAAAACUGCAACGAUAACUAUUGAUUAUAUUCCAAAAUGCGAUCUUCUGUUGGUCUAAUUAUAAGCCACGUCUACACACAUUGAUGGUAAUUUAAUGUAUUACGUUACAAGUCUAUUUGUUGUUUAUUUAUACAUAUAUACAUACAUU
Molecule: messenger RNA, 2048 nt
Organism: Drosophila elegans
Lineage: Eukaryota; Metazoa; Arthropoda; Insecta; Diptera; Drosophilidae
Product: TOM1-like protein 2
Exons: 6
Coding region: 128-1762 (544 amino acids)
Biological process (GO): signal transduction
Cellular component (GO): endosome; membrane
Molecular function (GO): phosphatidylinositol binding; ubiquitin binding; clathrin binding
Source: RefSeq, a predicted model, not a curated record